AUGGUUUUAAGUGUGUGCGAGCACAGGCCACAAAGGCUGCCAGAACCGUUACAGGCCAGGAGGCACGGAGCUGUUGGUCGAAGCAGCCCGGCAUCUGCAAAUUUCGACAGCAACAGAGCGGGCAUUGCUUUGACUGCUUUGGCCCUGAGCCGUUUUCAAUCACAACCUCGGAAGAAGAGCGCCAGAACAGCUUCGGAGAACGAAAAAGACACACGGAAAGUCCAGAAGCAAUGGGAGACGGAAGAGCGUCAGGCAGAGUUUUGGGAUCAUCUCUUUGAAGGGCCCGAAGAUGCGUUCAGACUUGCUGGAGAGGAUCCCGAUAUUCUGAGGCAAAAGCGGGUCAUGAUCAUGAUUUCUGACACUGGUGGUGGCCACCGUGCAUCCGCUAUGGCACUGGCUGAUGCUUUGCAGGAGCUCUAUCCGGUCCACAUCACGAUACGUGAUGUAUGGACGGAGUCGUGUCCAUGGCCGUUCAGUACUGUUGUGAAGCAGUAUAUGUGGAUGGCAAAGCACACAUGGUCUUGGCGCAUGCUGUGGUACAGCAGCAAGUUUCCGGUCAGCCGAUGGAUCAUGCAGAAGUUCGCGAAUGUUUUGUGCAAGCGAGUGUUCAUGAAGGCAAUCCAGGAUGACAAUCCGGACUUGGUCAUCUCUGUUCAUCCUGGAACACAGCACAUCGUCAUCAAGGCACUGAAAAAGCUGGCACGCCGUCAAGGAAGCAGGAGCCGCACUCCAUUCGUCACGGUUGUGACAGAUCUUGGGUCAGCUCAUCCAAUGUGGUUUCAUCCUGAAGCGGAUCGUGUGUUUGUACCAUCAGAUGCCGUCAAGAGCAUUGCGUUGAAAUGCCACGUGCGGGAGUCUGUAAUCGAGGAGUAUGGACUGCCCCUCAGGCGCGCAUUCUGGAAUGCUGAGCCGCGAACUAGACAGGAGGUUCGACAAGUGCUGGGCAUCCCAGAAAUUAAAACAGUUCUGGUUGUUGGCGGUGGUGAUGGUGUUGGUCGCUUGUUCCAGGUGGCCGAAGCAGUUGGUCACCAGCUCGAGACUUUGGAUGGUGGCGCCCAGCUGGUCGUGAUUUGCGGCAAGAACGAGAAGGUGCGGAAGCAGCUUCAAGCUGUGAGUUGGCCUGCCACCGUGCAUACACAUAUUCUGGGGUUUGUGAAGAAUAUGGACGAGUGGAUGGCUGCAGCAGAUGUCAUCGUCACGAAAGCUGGUCCAGGGACGAUAGCUGAGGCUUGUACUAGAAACUUGCCUGUCAUGCUCAGUUCUUAUCUACCUGGACAAGAGCAGGGAAAUGUCGGCUUUGUAAUCGAGGGAGGAUUUGGUGAUUUCUCCAGUGACCCUCUUGUCAUUGCACGUACCGUGGUUGGAUGGCUUCAAGAUGAAAAAGCUCUUCAGCAAAUGUCCAAUCAGGCAGCUGCACAAGGCCGUCCUCGUGCAACGCUUAAAAUCGCGCAGGCAAUCGGCCAGAAAUGGCUGACCACAAGAACAUCUACGAUGUUGUCGAUGCUGGAAAAGCUCUUGAAAGGAGGAUCCGGAUCGUCUCGUCUCGACUCCGGUCCUGAUGCUUCAGAGCGACUGCCAGAACACGUUGGCCAGCAGCUGUCGGAAGCAUUGCGCGAGUUGAAGCAAGCACAGCAGGACUGUCUGCAUUCGGAAGCAUCCCUCCGCGAUGCAAAGGAGCGAGUCAGGAAAGCUUUGGCAGAGGCAGGGCAGUUCCGACGUUCGCCACAGGACCUGCUUUCUCGCUCUGGUGUUUGA
Messenger RNA from Symbiodinium sp. CCMP2456, 1755 nucleotides. The record is from the annotation of a GenBank genome assembly. NCBI's taxonomy places the organism in Eukaryota, Dinophyceae, Suessiales, Symbiodiniaceae.